Rhododendron vialii is the source of this 445-nucleotide messenger RNA. RefSeq lists its product as uncharacterized. The transcript is spliced from 3 exons. The coding region runs from base 67 to 399 and encodes 110 amino acids. Lineage: Eukaryota; Viridiplantae; Streptophyta; Magnoliopsida; Ericales; Ericaceae. Gene Ontology annotation, biological process: signal transduction. The record is from RefSeq and is a predicted model, not a curated record.
AAAGCAUAUACCAUUACCUUCAUAGGAGACUAAAAGAUUGGCAACAAAUUUGAGAGGAAAGAUCUAAUGAGGAAAUUGGAAGCCCUCUCCAUCCUUUCUUUAACUCUUCUUUUGAGCUCACUUGCCCUUUCUCAAGGUCAAGCUCUAGGACCUGAUCAAGGUUACUCGUCUGCGUCGCAGCGGCGACAUCACCCUAUGCUUGCUCAAGAAAAGCCAUUAAAAGGGAGGCAGUGCAAAUUUAACUUUGGAUUACCAGAGGGUACCAAAUGCGGGUCCAAAGGGAACCAGUCGUGCAAAGAUCGUUACAAUCGUCCCCCAUUGCACGUUCAGGAAUGUGAAUGUCAAUCACAUCUACCUCCUGUACCUGGCAAUUACUGCGCAUGCCGUUUUUCUUGUUAAUAGUAAUUUCAAUCAAAAUUCAAUAAAAUGAUGUUUUUCCAAAAAC